GGUGUGGGGGGGGUGAAGGGGUGUGGUGACGGUGACGUCUUUCUCGCGCGCCGGGCACGCGUGCGCGUUGAAAUUGUUGGCGCCAAAUGUGGCGGUUGGUCGGGUCAGAGGAGGAGCGGCAGCAGCAGUAGCAGCGGUAGCGCGCGGGGCCGCCCAGCAGCCAGAUGGAUAUUCGGAAAUUCUUCGAUACCAUUCCUGCCGGAAAGAGAAGUGGGAAUGAGACCUCUGAAAGGAAGAGCAGAGCGAAAAGCGGAAUCAAAGUGACAUCCGAUGUGAAGAAGAAACCCAGGGAGCCCAAGGGGAAGAGUUCAUCUGAUGACUCGAUAGCCAUAAAACCGAAGGCAACGCACCGGAAGAAGCACAUUAUUUAUGAUUCAGAUUCUGAACCAGAGUUGCUGCCUCCAGAUAAGAAACCUAAGAAAUCCCCCUCAUCAUCCAAGCCUGCAAAAGUAUCCAAACCAGCGAUUAUCACAGUGGUUUCUGAAACUGAUGAAGAGGAUGAUUAUCAGCAAGGCAGCAAAAGAACUCAGAAGUCCCGUGAGAAUGGGUUGUCCUCUCCGAGAUCAAGCAUCCGUCCCGGAACAUCUGGGUUUGGCAAGUCCACAGUCAGUAAAUCGAAGACCAAACCUGCACAUGCCAAACUCGCCAGCCCAAUGAAGGUCACCACCUCAGUAAUGGAUUACUUUGGCACGAGCAGUGUCCAGAGAUCAAACAAGAAACUGGUGGCCAGCAAACGGAAAGCGCCUUCGGGCAGCCUGGAUUCAACAAUGGAAGAUGAGGAGUUUGCUCACCAGCUUGAAGAUGAUGUGGAGCUUGAGAGACAAUUGCAUGAAGAUGAAGAGUUUGCCAGAACCUUGGCGAUGUUGGAUGAGCUGCCUAAAAGUAAAAAGGCGCGGACGGGUUCCGAAGGCCAGGAAUUAUCGUUAUCCUUGGUGGUUAAAGCCAAACCCAGAAAAACUGCUGAUGAACAGACAGAAGAAAACUCAGGCAAGUCGCUGGGCCAGUCUGAUGACCAUGGAAGGCGCCGCAGCGACCGCAUUACGUUGGAGAAAUCCAGGACUGCUUCCCAACCUCCACCUGGGAGCUCCAUUCACAGAGAAGAAAAGCUCUCCAGUAAAUCGUCUCCUCUGAAAACCAGCUCUAAACUUGCGUUUAUGAAACGUAGGGAAGAAUCGUCUGGGAUGAAGAAGGCAUCGACGCCAGUAGAAGAGAAAAUUAUUUCUCCAAAGAAAGAGGAGAAAAUCUCACCAGCAAAAUCUGUGAGUCCAGAGGACAGCGAGAAGAAACGUCAGAAUUACUUGGCUUAUCGCAGCUACUUGAACCGUGAUGGACCUCGAGCGCUGGGGUCAAAAGAAAUCCCUCAGGGAGCUGAGAACUGUUUGGAGAAUCUUUCAUUCGUAAUUACUGGGGUCCUGGAGUCAAUGGAGCGCGAUGAAGCCAAGUCUCUAAUAGAGCGAUAUGGAGGGAAAGUGACUGGAAAUGUCAGUAAAAAAACCAAUUACCUGGUGAUGGGCCGGGAUAGUGGUCGAUCCAAGCUGGAUAAAGCAGAGACCCUUGGCACCAAACAGAUUGAUGAGGAUGGCCUGUUGGAUCUGAUCCACAAAUUGCCAGGAAAGAAAUCCAAGUAUGAGAUUGCAGCUGAAGCUGAGGUUAAAAAAUUGAAAGUAGUUUCAGAGGAAAGAAACAAGGUAUCGGGGAAAAGUUCCACACGCAAUGUGAAGGUUUCAACACCCUCAAAGAAAUGGAGUGAGCAUCAAAAAGACGGCCCUUCAACCAGCAGUCCUCCAACACGAGAGAAUGGCAACUCUUUGAGAGGUGUGAAGAGCAUCUCGUUCAGUGCAGAACCCUUUGCCUCUACAUCAAGGCUGAAGACAGCAAGUGCCUCUCAGCUGUCAGCGAAGGAGGAAGAAGCGAGCUUGCUGUGGGUGGAUAAGUACAAGCCAACAGCCCUGAAAAAUAUCAUAGGACAACAAGGGGAACAGAGCUGUGCCAACAAGCUGCUCCGCUGGUUGAAGGACUGGCAUAGGAACAACUCUGGGGGCAACAAGCCUAUAGCAAAGUUUCACAGGUUUGGCGGAAGGGAUGAUGGUUCAAGUUCCAAAGCUGCUCUACUCUCUGGUCCUCCUGGUGUGGGGAAAACCACCACAGCCACUCUCGUCUGUAUGAAUUUGGGAUUCAGCUACGUUGAACUCAACGCCAGUGACACCCGGAGCAAAAACAGCUUGAAGGAAGUGGUAGCAGAGUCACUGAACAACACCACCAUCACUGGCUUCUACUACGGAGCUUCAUCCUCAGUAAGCAGUAAACAUGUGCUGAUCAUGGAUGAGGUGGAUGGAAUGGCUGGCAAUGAGGACCGGGGAGGAGUUCAGGAACUGAUCGCUCUAAUUAAACAGACCAAGAUUCCAAUCAUCUGCAUGUGCAAUGACAGGAACCAUCCCAAGAUCCGCUCCUUGGCCAAUUACUGCUUUGACCUCCGCUUCCCACGUCCCCGACUGGAACAGAUCAAGGGUGCCAUGAUGACUGUUGCUUAUAAAGAAGGUUUGAAGAUUCCUCCUCCAGCCAUGAAUGAAAUUAUCCUUGCAGCCAAUCAGGAUAUCAGACAGGUUUUGCAUAAUAUUACCAUGUGGUGUGCAGAUAAGAAAUCAAUGACUUAUGAUCAGGCCAAGAAAGAUGGCAAAAGUGCCAAGAAAGAUAUUAAGCUGGGUCCAUUUGAUGUUGUGAGGAAGGUGUUUGCUACCGGUGAGGAGACUGCUCGUAUGAGCCUAAUCGACAAGUCUGACCUCUUCUUCUAUGACUAUUCAAUAGCACCACUGUUUGUUCAGGAGAACUACAUCCAUGUGAAGCCAGUAGCCGCAGGCUCAAACAUGAAAAAACACCUGAUGCUGCUGAGUAAAACGGCCGAAAGCAUCUGUGAUGGUGAUCUGGUCGAUAAAAUGAUCCGUUCAAAGCAGAUCUGGACUCUCCUCCCUACUCAGGCUAUUUAUGCCAGUGUUAUUCCUGGUGAGUUGAUGAGAGGCUACAUGUCACAGUUUCCAUCUUUCCCAAGUUGGUUGGGAAAAUAUUCCUCUACUGGCAAGCAUGAUCGCAUCACACAAGAACUUACCAGGCACAUGUGUCUAAGGACUCAAACCAGUAAGCGAGCAGUGAAUCUGGACUACCUCCCUUACCUGCGGGACACACUGGUUCGGCCGCUGGUGGAGGAAGGAACCAAUGGGGUUCGUCACGCUGUUGGAACGAUGGAUGCAUAUUAUCUUAUGAAAGAGGAUGUGGACAGUAUCAUGGAGAUUUGCAGCUGGGGGGGCAGAUCUGAUCCCUUUGCAAAAUUAGACCCAAAGGUCAAAGCUGCCUUCACUCGGGCCUAUAACAGGGAGGCCCACUUGACGCCCUAUGCACUGCAGGGGAUAAAGAAAUCAAAACGUGGAGCUGGACCUUCCCAAGACACAGAGCUUGAGACUGAGGGCGUCCAGCCAGAGGAAGUGGUGGUGGAGGAGGAGGAGGCUGCAAACAGUAUGGAAACAGAUCCCAUGAUUAAGCCAAAGAAAACAUCGAAGAUCGUAAAGGAAGAAAAAAUACAACCACAGCGAAAAGGAGGGAAAAGUAAAGGGAAGGGGAAGGUGACGAAGUGACAUUGUACAGACUUGGCUGUUGAAUGGCUAGUUGUGCUUCUUGAACCAAACUGGACUGCAGUUCAGGCUCUGGUGUUCACCAGCGACUGAUGGAGAGAAGGGUUACUUUUGGGAUUCUUACAUUUUUAUUUUCUAUCUUUACUCAGCAGAAUACUGUUGUGUGAAGUAUUUGCCACUGUAUAUAAUAAUGUAAAGACCUACAUUUUAGGUUUUUUUUUUGAAAAUUGUACAUUUAACAGAAAUGUGGCACAAAAUUUGAAUAAAGUAAUUUCUGCAGUUGAAUCUGCACAACAAAGGUGA
This is a messenger RNA of Callorhinchus milii (elephant shark), 3926 nucleotides long. RefSeq names its product replication factor C (activator 1) 1 (gene rfc1). Gene Ontology annotation, cellular component: DNA replication factor C complex; nucleus. Gene Ontology annotation, biological process: DNA replication; DNA repair. Lineage: Eukaryota; Metazoa; Chordata; Chondrichthyes; Chimaeriformes; Callorhinchidae. The transcript has 25 exons. Gene Ontology annotation, molecular function: DNA binding; DNA clamp loader activity; DNA clamp unloader activity. The record is from RefSeq and is a predicted model, not a curated record. Bases 165 to 3626 code for a protein of 1153 amino acids.